This is a messenger RNA of Capsella rubella, 2016 nucleotides long. RefSeq names its product CBL-interacting serine/threonine-protein kinase 10. The record is from RefSeq and is a predicted model, not a curated record. The transcript has 2 exons. Gene Ontology annotation, molecular function: ATP binding; protein kinase activity. The coding region runs from base 472 to 1890 and encodes 472 amino acids. Lineage: Eukaryota; Viridiplantae; Streptophyta; Magnoliopsida; Brassicales; Brassicaceae. Gene Ontology annotation, biological process: signal transduction; protein phosphorylation.
UUUUUUUUAUGUGCGUGGCCGUGGACCGCCAAUGACGUUUAACUUCGUUUUCAUCUCUUCUUCUUCCUCUCCUCGUCCUCGUCCUCCAUUUUUUUCGGUGAAAGAAGAAAAACAGAAAGAAAUAAGGAAGAGAAGGGCUCGUUGGUGAGGGACUUAGGGGUGGAUAGAGAGAGAUCUGCGCGUAUUCGAUAUCGAGAUCUCCGAUUCGUUUCCAGAAUCCUCUCUUUCGUCACCGGCUCUGAUUCUGCCAAGUUUCUUAGAGGUUUAUUUAUACCGCUCUGUCAAUCCAUUUGGAACUCUCUUGCUUAGAAACUCCGAAAAAACUGGAAUAUAUGUCCUCCUAUCAUUAGGGCAUUAUUUGCACGAGCUCAUGAGUUCAUGACUCAUGAGCUACCACAAACUCUGAGCUGUCUCUGGAGCAAGUAUUGUGUGUGUUUUCUUUUUGCUGCCUGCUAAGUUUCUCUAGAUUAGAUGGAAAAUAAACCAAGUGUUUUGACCGAUAAAUAUGAUGUUGGGAGGUUACUGGGUCAAGGUACUUUUGCCAAGGUGUAUUAUGGAAGGAGUAUUCUUACUAACCAGAGUGUUGCUAUCAAGAUGAUCGACAAGGAAAAGGUUAUGAAAGUUGGCCUUAUCGAACAGAUCAAGCGAGAGAUAUCCGUUAUGAGGAUUGCUAGACACCCUAACGUUGUGGAGCUAUAUGAAGUCAUGGCAACAAAAACAAGGAUCUACUUUGUGAUGGAGUAUUGUAAAGGUGGUGAGCUUUUCAACAAGGUUGCCAAAGGGAAAUUGAGAGAUGAUGUUGCUUGGAAGUACUUUUACCAGCUUAUCAACGCAGUUGAUUUUUGCCACAGCCGAGAGGUGUAUCAUCGUGACAUUAAGCCAGAGAAUCUAUUGCUAGAUGAUAAUGAGAAUCUCAAGGUAUCUGAUUUCGGGUUAAGUGCCCUUGCUGACUGCAAGCGACAAGAUGGCCUCCUCCACACUACUUGUGGUACACCUGCAUAUGUUGCUCCUGAAGUGAUCAAUCGAAAAGGCUAUGAUGGCACAAAAGCAGAUAUUUGGUCUUGUGGGGUGGUUUUGUUUGUUCUGUUGGCUGGCUAUCUACCUUUCCAUGACUCCAAUUUGAUGGAGAUGUACAGGAAGAUAGGAAAGGCAGAUUUUAAGGCCCCAAGCUGGUUUGCUCCAGAAGUGCGUAGGCUGUUGUGUAAGAUGCUAGACCCUAACCCUGAAACUAGAAUCACCAUCGCCAGAAUCCGGGAGAGUUCUUGGUUCAGAAAAGGUUUACAUAUGAAACAGAAAAAGAUGGAGAAACGAAUUAAAGAGAUGAAUUCUGUGGAAGCUGGUGUUGCAGGUCCAAGUGAGAACGGAGCAGGUCCAAGUGAGAACGGAGAAGGCCCACGUGAGAAUGGAGACAGAGUGACGGAGGAAAACGAUACUGACGAACCUACAAAUUUGAACGCUUUUGAUAUAAUUGCCUUGUCUGCUGGGUUUGAUCUGGCAGGACUGUUUGGAGAUGUGUAUAACAAGCGAGAGUCUAGAUUCACAUCCCAGAAACCUGCUUCAGUGAUUAUAUCUAAGCUAGAGGAGGUAGCACAACGAUUGAAACUGAGCAUAAGAAAGCGAGAAGCAGGUUUGUUCAAACUGGAACGUUUAAAGGAGGGAAGAAAAGGAAUUCUAUCAAUGGAUGCAGAAAUAUUCCAAGUAACGCCAACGUUUCAUCUAGUGGAAGUGAAGAAAUCUAAUGGGGAUACUCUGGAGUAUCAGAAAUUAGUGGCAGAGGAUCUUAGACCUGCUCUGUCAGAUAUUGUGUGGGUUUGGCAGGGCGAGAAAGAUGAGCCUACUUCACAGCAAGAGACAGAACAAGAACAGCAACAACAGGAAGAAGCAUUGUAGUUUGAAAAUUUGUUUCUGUCAAGUUUUGAAUUUUGCUUAACACUGAUGUUAAACGUAUAUGAUUUUCUUACAUUUUUCGUUUGUGAAAAAAAGGAAUCCUUCAUAAUAUAAAGUUGUUUACAGACA